AUUAUUCUACGAGCGCGCGCAUUCGCAGAAUAUUCUGGGUAUUUGCUUCCCGUGACGGCUGGCAUGAAACGAGGAAACUUCCUUCAUUGUUCGUCCAGCCUGAUAUUUUUGAAUCAAAGCUUUACAAAAAAAAAACCGAAACAAUGCCACUCACACCUCUCGUUUACUGGGCUCAACGCCAUGAAGAUAUUUACCUGCGAGUGGAGCUGACAGACGCCCAGAAUAUUGAUGUCAAUGUGAAUGACAACGUGCUUCAGUUUAAAGCCCAGGGCCAUGGUGCAAAAGGACAAAAUGAAUAUGAGUUCAGCUUGGAGUUUCUUUUACCAGUAAAGUCAGAGGUGAGCCACAAGUCCACGCAGCGUCAGGUGAAUAUUACAGUGCAGAAAGAGCAGCGAGGCUGGUGGAAAAGACUGACGCUACAGGAGCGCAAACCAGUCUUCCUGGCACCAGACUUUGACCGUUGGCUGGACGAGUCAGAUGCUGAGAUGGAGAUCCGGGAAAAGGAGGAGAAAAGGAACAUGCUGAAGGCAUCAAGGCAUAAAGAGGAAGGUUUUGUCAGCCUGAAAACAGGAUUUUUGUUUGUAUAUAACCUGGUGCAGUUUCUUGGUUUUUCAUGGAUCUUUGUCAACAUGACCGUGCGGCUCUUUAUCUUUGGCCAAGAUUCUCUCUACGACACAUUUCACACCAUAUCAGAUGUGAUGUUCUUCUGCCAGAUCCUGGCAGCAGUAGAGGUCCUCAAUGCUGCUUUCGGUGUAGUCCAGACAGGUGUUAUUCCAACUUUUAUACAGGUGGUUGGAAGGAAUUUUAUCCUCUUCAUAAUUUUUGGUAGUUUGGGAGAAAUGCAUAACCAGCCAGUUGUGUUCUUCGUUUUCUACCUGUGGAGCACCAUUGAGAUUUUUAGGUAUCCAUUUUACAUGCUGGGCUGUUUAAAUACAGAGUGGAAAACUCUCACUUGGCUGCGGUACACAAUCUGGAUACCACUGUACCCAUUAGGUGUUAUAGCUGAAGCUGUUGCUGUGAUACAAUCCAUUCCCAUCUUUGACGAGACCAAACUCUUCAGCAUUCCUCUGCCAAAAGCGGUCGGUACCUCCAUCAGCUUCUCUUACGUCCUUCACAUCUAUCUUGUACUCAUGUUUUUGGGUAAGUCUCCAGAUAAAACAUUAACCAUAUAUAUCUUUGAGCAAAUCUGUUCUAAUGUCAGCAUUUUGGUUCUGAUCUUAAUUUUUUGGUUUCCCGCCCCCUCUUUAGGACUUUUUAUCAACUUUCGUCAUCUUUACAAGCAAAGGAAGAGGCGUUUUUGUACCAAGAGGAAAGCAAAUUGAGCAAAAAUAUUCCUCAGACAACUUUGCUGCCUCCUUAUUUCUGGAUGAAAUGUUUUAAAUGAUCAUGGACCAUGCUCCUGUCAAAUUAAUUCUAGUUUUUCUUAUAAAGUUUUUCCACAGCCUGUUUGCUCUCACUGAAAUAAUUACAUCUGUGGUCAAAAUGGACAUCUUACAGAUGAUGCAAUAUUUCGUCAUUACAUUGAUGUCUCAUUUACUGGUGAUUGAUUUCUCUUAAGAUGUAAAUUCUAAGUAUUUUGUAGAGGGGUGAAGAGCUAUAAUAAGCCAUAGAAUUUGAUAUCCUGUGUGGUUUCUUUUUCAUUUUAAUGUUGGUUGAGAUUUUUUUAAUGCAGUGGUCUCGCUACUGUUGUCAUUUGAGAUGAUGUGAUUUAUGUCGGAAUGAAGAAAGCGACAACAUU
Sander lucioperca (pikeperch) is the source of this 1738-nucleotide messenger RNA. RefSeq names its product 3-hydroxyacyl-CoA dehydratase 3 (gene hacd3). Gene Ontology annotation, molecular function: 3-hydroxyacyl-CoA dehydratase activity. The transcript is spliced from 10 exons. The coding region runs from base 144 to 1322 and encodes 392 amino acids. Gene Ontology annotation, biological process: very long-chain fatty acid biosynthetic process; sphingolipid biosynthetic process; fatty acid elongation. The record is from RefSeq and is a predicted model, not a curated record. Lineage: Eukaryota; Metazoa; Chordata; Actinopteri; Perciformes; Percidae. Gene Ontology annotation, cellular component: endoplasmic reticulum membrane.